Molecule: messenger RNA, 1446 nt
Organism: Amaranthus tricolor (Joseph's coat)
Lineage: Eukaryota; Viridiplantae; Streptophyta; Magnoliopsida; Caryophyllales; Amaranthaceae
Exons: 2
Coding region: 170-979 (269 amino acids)
Molecular function (GO): S-adenosylmethionine-dependent methyltransferase activity
Source: RefSeq, a predicted model, not a curated record
AGUCAAAGAAAAUAGCACCUAGUUGUCCUUUAGCUAUAACCUCAGCAUUACAUCAGCCAUGACGUCAAAAGUAUACUUCCUUCAUCAUGUGGAUUUUAGUUUGCUAGAUCCGCCAUUGCCUACCUAUGUAUGAAUCAAAGCUAUACACUCUUGAGUGUUGAAGGAAGAAAUGGCGGGGACGGGUGCAUUACCAAAGCCAAGUUACAAUGCCUCGCAGUAUUCAGGUGGAAGACCAUCAUACCCACCACAACUUUUCGAUUUCAUAGCAUCUCACACUCCUUCUCAUCUUCUUGCUUGGGAUGUCGGCACCGGCACAGGUCAAGCCAUUCCUUCUCUAGCUGAGUGCUUCAAGAAUGUGGUGGGCACUGACGUUCAUGCAACACAAUUGGACUGCGCACCAAAACUCCCUAAUGUCAAGUACUACGAGACUCCUCGAGUACUCUCUUUCAGUGAUGUGGAGGAAAAGAUAGCACCUGAAUCCAGCAUCGACUUGAUAACUGUUGCCCAAGCAAUGCACUGGUUCGACCUCACCAAGUUCUACGAGGUAGUCAAAUGGGCCUUAAAGAAACCCAAUGGGGUUAUUGCAGCCUGGUGCUAUACUACCCCUGAAGUGAACGAGGAGGUGGAUGCUGUCUUCUGGCCCUUUUACAAGGGUUUUGCAGGUCCAGGGUGGCAUGAGACGACAAGUGCUGUGGAUGAUAAAUACAGGAGUAUUGAUUUCCCUUUUGAGCCUGUUGAUGGGUUGAGCCAUACUGGCCCGUUUGAAUUCAAGGCCGAGAAAAUGAUGAGAUUGGAGGAUUUUUUGGCAUACAUAAGGUCAUGGUCAGCGUACAAUGCUGCCAAGGAGAGAGGGGAAGAGAAGUUAACGGAUGAGCUGAUCGAAAAGUUCAAGCAAGCUUGGUUGAAUGAUGGAAAAAAUGAGAAGAUUGUAAACUUUCCCAUCUAUCUGCGAAUGGGGAAAGUUGGGAAUUUGAAAUAAAAUUGUGGUGCUAAUCUUGUCCUGGACCUUUUUCCAAGCAUUCAUCGUGACUGGUAAGAGGAUUUCCACAAGAGGAAUGGGGUAUUAUCAAUAAAUUAUCACAAUGCAUAAGUCAGCACGAUGAAUAGUAGAUUGAACAUUAUGAUGGUAAGAAUGCAGGACAAAAGGGGACUCUAUUGUUCUCAUAAAUACUACAAAACUUUCGCUUAAUUUGUUUAGAGUUUGGACUUAAUCCCGACUAAAUGCAGGGGAAGUAACUUGUAAAGUGUAAAUCAAACUCAUGAUAGAGUUGAACUCUAGCCUGUCUGUCAAUAUUUGUAAUAAGACCUUUCUAGUUUGUAUGGAAAGGGGUGCCAAAUACCUGCUGUGAUCGGUUAUGAAUGUAGAAGUUACUGUUGCUGCUUGUGCCUCAUUGUGUAUCUAUUAAGAGACAUUUCAUAUUUUCAAGUUUCAACACCUAUUUUUUU